Messenger RNA from Bicyclus anynana (squinting bush brown), 3161 nucleotides. RefSeq lists its product as uncharacterized. Gene Ontology annotation, biological process: regulation of transcription by RNA polymerase II. The transcript is spliced from 2 exons. Gene Ontology annotation, cellular component: transcription regulator complex; nucleus. Gene Ontology annotation, molecular function: DNA binding. Bases 312 to 1106 code for a protein of 264 amino acids. NCBI's taxonomy places the organism in Eukaryota, Metazoa, Arthropoda, Insecta, Lepidoptera, Nymphalidae. The record is from RefSeq and is a predicted model, not a curated record.
CUGUCUACUGUCUAUGGUAUAAACAUUUUGACAUUCAAAAAGUUUAUAAAAUUACAAAUACAAAAACUACCUGAGUACCUGCUUAAAUAAAGACCUAAAAAUAAUCAGUGAUGAGUGACUAUUAAAUAAAUAGUAAAAAAGAGAUUGCAUGAAAAUUGUGUGAGAAAUAACAUUUGCACUAUUCACUUAUUGGUUUUGAGUUUAUAGACGUUCUCUAAAGAAAUAGAUGUAGUACGUGGUUGUACUUUUUAACGAUUAUAUUUUUUAAUCAGAGAAGUUUUGGGUAAACAUACAGAUAUUGAAUCUUCAAUAUGUUUGACACAGAAAGAUUUAUUUCUGAAGUUCAUAUGCGGGAAUGCAUUUGGAAUUCUAAUUUAAAUGAAUAUGGCGACCGAAUACUCCGAAGGAGGGCAUGGGAAGAGAUAGGCUCUGUUAUUUAUCAAGAUUGGGAGGUGUUUGGAGGCAAAACGAAAAACGAGACCGUACAAGAACUGCAAAAGAAGUGGAAACAUCUCCGAGACUACUUCAUCAGAGAGAAAAAUAAAAAGAAUUCCAAGAGUGAGGGUGUCACCACGAGGAAAAGGAAAAGACCUUUUCUAGAGAUGCUAGAGUUUUUAACACUAUCAAAAGAUUCUGGAAACACAACAUCAAACAUGCAACCAACAUCACCUUCACAAAACAGUAAUAAUUCAGGUAAUACCACAAACGAAGAAAUUUGUGAAAGUUUCAAUACAGAUAUCUCAUUGUACAUGGAUAACUCAUUGCACACAGAUGACUCAUUGCGUAUGGAUAACUUAUUGGGUACUUCGAAAAAAUCAAAGACAUCAAAAUCAAAAAAAUUGACACAAUUUCAGAAAAGUUUGUUGAAAUCCAUUAAGAAACAAGAGCAAAUCAAUAUGAAUCCACAUAUGAACUUCUUCUUGACACUCUUACCAGAAAUGCAGGCAAUGUCUGAGAGUCAGGUAUUUGAAUUUAAAUUUGAGAUAAUGAGGUUAUUACAAAGAGUGAAAUACACUAAUGGAUUAGUAGACGGAUCAGGACCGUCAUCUAGUUCAAUGGUUCCCAAACUUGAUUGGGCUCUGAACCACCUAACAAAAACAGACUAAGUCCAGACCCACCAGUAGACCAUAUUAAAAGGGGGCAUAAAAUAUUGGUAAUGCUGAGAUUGCCUAGUAUUUUUGGUCAGGGAAAAAAUACUCUCUAUGUGGAUGAACUUUGAUUUUCUUUCAAAACACCUUUUUUUGAAUUGUGAUUGAAUUGUCAUCAUCACAGACAACAAUAAAUAAGUAUUGUUAUUGAAUAACUUUAGUAAUAGUAAGUCUGUGGCCAUCUGCCCAAACAUUCGGGUUAUGCAUCAUGGCUCACUCAAUUCUCGCUCGCAACCCACUUCUGGGUUGUGAACUCCUAUAUUCUAGUUAAUAAGUAUUAGGUAAUAUUUAUUUGUAUUAUUCUACUUGACUUGACCUGGAUGGUUUGUAUAGAACAGCCUAUACUACAGCUUUUCUUGAUGAGUACUACCAACAAACAAGUUAGAAAUGAAGGUAGGAAACACAUGUCAUUUCAUAACUUAUUUAUUUUAAAUUAAUUAUAGUUUGUUUAUAAAAUGUUAUAUAAUAUAUUAACCAUAUCUUAUUGUUUUAAGCUUAUUAAUCAAAAUUAUUUUCAUUAAUUUAAGAUCAAGUUAAUUAUAAAUAUUAUUAGGUUUGAAAUGACUAGUGAUUUAUACCCUCAUUUUAAAUUUGUUUGUUGGUAAACAGUACUCAUCAAGAAAGACUGUAUUAUAGUUUCUUAGCUCUAAUUAGUACCUGGAUAAGUGAGCCUUGUGUGGUAUAUUUUUUAAUGUUUUCUAGCUAGAUCAAUUAGUUGCCCUAAAAUCCCUUGAAUAUUAAAUAUAAUGCAAACUGUUGGAGCCUUUUCUGAGAUUCUGAUUAUAUACAUAGAAUAUUAUAAAGAAUUGAUUGUUUAAAAAUAUAGGUUGCUAUACACAGACAUAAAUAUGAUUAAGAGAAAUAUGAUUAAGAGUAGGGUGAAUCUCCACAAAUAGUAUGGGAUUAUUUUGUAGAUAUUGAAUGCAUUACAAGGGAGUAAAAGAAUAGGCUACUCGUCUGCUGUACAAAACUAAGAAGAUUUUUUGGCAUAUAGGCAGUUUAGAUGCCUAGAAACUCUAAUCACAUUUUUCUUUGUGAAAAAUCUCGUAAUUGUAAUAUUUUUAUAAAACAAAAUUGUAUUUUUAUCACGUGACCGCAAACGCCAAUCAUAAACUGUGACGUCAUUCGCUACAAGACAUCGUUUUGUGAUUGGCGCUUGAGGUGACGUGAUAUAUCACAUCGCUGCAAACGCCAAUAACACUAUUAUCUCUAUGAAUGUCGUCACUUGCUAAUGUGUUAUGUUUCGGCGGCAAAAAUUUACCGUAGAUAUUUUUUCAUUUAUAUAAUUUUUUUUACUGGUUAUUAUUGACGGGACAAAAUAAAAUAUAUCUUAUAAUACUUAGAUUAAAUACUGUUUACAAAAGUACCCUAUUUCGCCGCAUUUGGAUCAUGCCACGUUGCAAGACCAGCUCAUUACUAAGGCCCCCGUAUGAGUUCAAAUAAAGUCGGACAUACUACCUUAUAUCACGUGAGUUUUAGUCGUGUUUCAUAAUCAAUUAAUAUUGUUAACAUUAUUAAAAUUUCUUUUAGUUUUACUUCCUGUGUGAAGCUGAUCUAAUGGCCUCCAAGUAUUAUAACAUUAAGUGUAGUAACCUCGACUAAGUAAAUGUUUUUUUACACAUUGCUUAAACUUAUGCAUAACUGUCUUAGGGACCUUGUUAUAGAAGAGUAUUUAAGAGAUACAUUAUGUUAGACAAACAUAGACAUUUAUCGGGUGAAGCAUCUGUAAGUAAUCACAGUUCACACAGUGUAAUGUGUAUGAAUAUGUGUACCUACCCCCAAAUUUACAUUUUGUAAGUUCUAUUAAAUUAUUAAUUAUCAUGUUUAAAUAAUAUGCUUUAGUAGUUAGAUUAGAAUUAUUUAGUUAUGUAGCAAGACAUGACUUAUAAAUGUAUUGUGAAAUUAUUCUACUACAUAUAGAAUUUAACUUUUGUUUAGAAAAUAAAUUAUGUAGAUUAUAAACAUGACAUGAAUUUUAAUGGAUUUACUUAGAUUAAAUUAGUUUUAAACAUU